Molecule: messenger RNA, 828 nt
Organism: Acanthosepion pharaonis
Lineage: Eukaryota; Metazoa; Mollusca; Cephalopoda; Sepiida; Sepiidae
Source: the annotation of a GenBank genome assembly
AUGUCUCUGUCUCUCUCCCUUCAAAAUCUUUCUCUCUCUCUCUCCCUUUCAAUUGCUUUUCUGCGUUCGUUCUCUUUUUCAUGCCAUAUUUUGUUUCUCUUGCUCACUCCUUCCUACUCUUUACUUUCUUUCUUUCUUUCUUUCUUUCUAUUUCCUCUCUUUCUCUCUAUUUUCUUAGUUAUAUCCCAGUCUCAAUCCAUUCUUUCUUUCUUUCUUUCUAUCUUUUUUUGUUGGUUCUCUUUUUGUCCCCUAGUUUGUCUCUCUCACACCCCCUUCCCAUUAUUUCUUUCUUUAUUCUUUUCUUUCUUUCAUAUUUCCUCUCUUUUUCAUCCUAUAUUUUCUUCGUCGAUACUUAUUUUAUUCUUUAGCUUUUCUAUCUCUCUACCUCUUUCUCACCCUUUCUUUCUUUCUUUCUUUCUUUCUUUCUUUCUUUCUUUCUUUCUUUCUUUCUUUCUUUACUUCAUCGUUACCUUCCCUAUUUUCUUUCUUUCAUUUUUCCUUUCUUUCUUUUUUCUUUCUUUCUUUACUUCAGCUUUCCGUUCUCUAUUUUCUUUCUUUCUUUCUUUCUUUCUUUCUUUCUUUCUUUCUAUUUCCUCUCUAUUUCUCUCUCUAUUUUCUUAUCUAUUUCUUCCUUUCUUUCUUUCUUUCUUUCUUUCUUUCUUUCUUUCUUUCUUUCUUUCUUUCUUUCUUUCUUUCUUUUCUUUUCUUUCUUCAUCAAAUUUCGUUUUCGCUUUCUUUCUCUGUCUCCACCUUUCAGUCUCUCCUUUCUCUCUCUCUCUCUCUCUCUCUCUCUUACAAACACACUUUUCUUUUCAGCAUUUUUCUUAA